Archocentrus centrarchus (flier cichlid) is the source of this 2944-nucleotide messenger RNA. RefSeq names its product lanC-like protein 3. Gene Ontology annotation, biological process: peptide modification; carbohydrate metabolic process. Gene Ontology annotation, cellular component: plasma membrane. The record is from RefSeq and is a predicted model, not a curated record. NCBI's taxonomy places the organism in Eukaryota, Metazoa, Chordata, Actinopteri, Cichliformes, Cichlidae.
UAGCUGACACAGAUCUGCGUUAUUAGUGGGCCCGGUCUGCACGUUGUGCUGUCUUUCAUCGGUGAUGGAAAAUAACCGCUGCUUUGCCAACCGUUUCUCCGACUACAAAGGUGCGCUGCUCCCGGGCCAGGGCGCCGAAGCCGCCGUCCCCGUCGUUGUAACCACCAUCGAUAAAAUCCUUAAAACUGUUCCAAUCGACCUCAACGACUGCGACGGAGGGUUGUAUGAUGGCCCGGCCGGUGUGGCUUACAUGCUUUAUCACGUCAGCGAGUGCCCGCUGUUCUCCGAGCACCGGGACGUCUACCUGAAGACCGCCAAGCAGAUCAUCGACAUGUCGGUCAGAUACGUGGAUGCGGAGCCGGAUAAAAAUAUGCGUGCCGCCUUCUUGCUCGGCGGGGCGGGCAUCUACGCGGUGGCCGCUAUGAUCUACAAGUCCCUGGGCUUGGCUGAUUUUGUGAAGCCGCUGACCAAAUUCCGUAACCUGUGGGAGGUGUGCUCGCCCAUCAAUUUUCUGGAGUGCGGCUCGGAUGAGCUGUUUGUGGGGCGGGCUGGGUACCUGUGCGCCGCCCUGGUCCUCAAACAGAAGCUGGGCAUAGAGAUUCUGAGCAAAGAUCAGAUCAAAUCUAUUUGCCAGGCCAUCAUCGAGUCAGGAAAACAGUAUGCCAGGAAGAAGAGAAAGCCUUUCCCCCUCAUGUACUCGUACUAUGGAACAGAGUACCUCGGUGCAGCCCACGGCCUCUCUUCAGUGCUGCAGAUGCUGCUGAGCUACCAGGACAUGCUCAGCGGGGCAGAGAAGGAUCUGGUGUGGCAGAGCGUCGAUUUCCUCAUGAACCAGGAGCAAAACUGUAACUGGCCUGCAGAGCUGGGAGCCAUCAUCGAAAGAGAGAACGAGCUGGUGCACUGGUGCCACGGAGCCCCGGGUGUGGCGUAUCUCUUUGCAAAAGCCUAUCUGAUCAAUAAAAAGCCUCAGUAUCUGGACACAUGCAUUAGAAGUGGAGAACUCGUAUGGCAAAAAGGUCUGCUGAAGAAAGGGCCUGGGAUUUGUCACGGAGUUGCGGGCAGCGCAUACGUCUUCCUCCUGCUUUAUCGGCUCACAGGCAAUUCCAAAUACCUCUACCGUGCUCAGAGGUUUGCAGAGUUCCUCUUUACUGAAGAGUUCAAAGCAGGCUCGCGCUCAGUGACCAGCGUCUACAGUCUGUUCGAAGGCCUGUCCGGGACUGUUUGUUUCCUGGUUGACCUCCUGCAGCCAGACCAGUCAGAGUUCCCUCUGUUUAGCAUCUUUGUGUGAAUGGACCCCAGGUACUGCUGUUCGCCAACCUGAACAGACAUCACCCCUUCCCAGUGAAAUCGCUACUAAACAACUUAUAGAAACUUUAGAGUCAGGAUUGAUACUGUGAUCAGGAUGGGAGUCGAGGACGGGUGGGUUUUAGAGGCCAGUUGCAGUAGAAAAGUGGUCUUGUUUUGUGUUUGAAUGUUGAGCUUUGAGGUUUUAUCCGAUGCAUAGCACUCACUAAAGCAUUGCCCAUUUCAGUUUGCAGUGUUGUCAACAGCUCUGGAGGUUUACAAACUGUGAGGUGCAGCAGAGUUCACGGAGAGCCUCAGAUAUGGCUAUUGGGAGUAAAUGUCAAUAAAUCUGCAGGGGGAUGGGGGGACGCUUAUUAUACUCCAGACCUCUCUGAGAAUCAUCAAGUUUGCUUCUGUAUCGUAAAACUAAUGCAGUGAUAGCUGUGAGUGCAUCCAUGGGUACCUUGCAAUGUUUUUAAUGGUCUAAACAAAUGUAGGCUAAAAGCAACUCACCUCAAGAUGUAGGCCCACAGCUUACUCACUGACUCCACUAACACAAAGCUGCACUUCCUGUUUACAUCACCCAAAGCGCCCAAAUUGUUUCUGUGUCGUCUGUUUUGCAUCCAAGUUGAAGUCUCACUUUCAGACUGCGAAACAGAACCCAGCACUAAACUGAGAUGAUUGAAACUGCAGCAUAUUCUUCCAAGAUGCUGCUCUCAGGUCAGAAAAACGCAAACUACUCCACAGAUAAAAGUAGAAGGCAAUCACGCCCCAGUCACACACACAAAACAAACAAACACAAAAAAAUACAGAAAAACGAGUGUCACAUAAAUGCCUUUAAAAUUUUUCUACCGCUUCACCAGCUCAGCGUCACAUAGCGCAAAUUUUUGAGUUUACGUGUUUAGGGUGCGUAAUCGCUUGAAUUAUGUCCAUUGAAAGUUGUCACCGAUUUAAAAUACAGCGCGUUAGAGGGAUUUUGAUAAUGAACCUUCUAAAUCAUCAAAACUGGGUGGAGAGGUGGAGAAGGGAUAGAACUGCUGUUUGUCGUCCAAUAAAGUAACACUUUGUUUCUGCUGUGCAGUAGCUCGCCCGGCGGAGCUGAGGUUACACAGUGUAGCAGUGUGACAGCCAUUUGUGUCUACUGAUGUUUCAAGCUAUGUUAGUUACUUUGUGGGGAACUUUCAAAGUGAUCAAUAUAUUGUGAUUUGUUUCAACUUUUACCCUACGUAAAAAAAAAAAAAUAAAAAAAAAUCUGUAGCUUUCUGAUGGAGACAAACAAGAAAAGAACAAAAUGUGUUUAUCAGUGUGAGAAAUUUCAUUUUUCUUCCAACUCAGUCUGUUCAGCAGGUGACUUUUGUGUGGUGGAUUUCUUUACCUAAUGUGAAAAUGAGGCCUUAAAAACAAAUUUCCAGCUUUCAGAUACGAUCACAUCUCUCAGAGUAAAAUAGGAGGCGAACACGGGAAACUGAAAAUGCUUUGGGAACUGUGUAUGAAUAUGUGGCUCGUGUUUAUUUAAAAAAAAAAAAGAAGGGGCCUGUGAAUAACAGCAAACCAAAGCAGUUUCCCAGUAUUAACUGUGCCGAGUGCAGAACAUUACAAGCUCUACAUGUGUGCUGUUUUCAUUACCAAUCCGAGCUGUUUAAAAUAACAUCUACGGAUU